AUGAGUAUGGAAGCACAAUUCUACGAAGCUCGACGUCGUCAAAGUUUCAUUGAACGACGUCAAUCAUUUCAAAAUCUAAAUGAAAUAACUAAACCGUCUCAACAACCUGAAUAUGCAACUUUACAUAUCCCUGUUCGUCUAUCACAUCAUGAUAAUAAACAUGGACGAUGUACAUGUAUUCCUAUGCGUCGUACUAAAUUAGUUACUAGUGAUCAAUCUUUAUACAAACGAGAUCGAGAUAUCUAUCCUCGACCGCCACCUUUAACAACAAGAAUAAAACGACAUGUUCAACAUGCUAAACUUCAUCAUCGAUUUUCUUCAACUGAAUACCUUCAACAAUGGUAA
This is a messenger RNA of Rotaria sp. Silwood1, 345 nucleotides long. The record is from the annotation of a GenBank genome assembly. NCBI's taxonomy places the organism in Eukaryota, Metazoa, Rotifera, Eurotatoria, Philodinida, Philodinidae.